UAUCGUAGAGGUGGGGCCGAAUUAUCAGCUGUAUUGUAGUUAAUACAAUAGUGCUAACUUUCUUGAUAAAGGAUUGGUGGUUUUGUGUUGUUUAGCGGCUAGAAAAUGUUUUCGGCUGUACCGAAGAAUAUAUUAACAUGUGGUGCGGCUUGGAACAAACAGGCUGCUUUUACAGUAUUAUCACGACUUUUGGGGCCCCAAUGUGUAACUGAAGCAAGAUGUUAUCAUGAAGUUACAGGCGACAUUAUAUGCCCCUCCAUGGUUAUGGGGAUUGACCAUCUGAGGGAUCCUAGGCUAAAUAAGGGUUUAGCGUUUACCCUUGAAGAACGCCAAGCUUUAGGAAUCCACGGAUUGCAGCCUGCACGAUUUAAAACGCAAGAGGAACAAUUGGAGCUAUGUAGGAUAUCAAUAGAAAGAUACCAAGAAGAUCUGAAUAAAUACUUGUACCUCGUAGAAUUGCAGGAUCGCAAUGAACGGUUAUUCUUCCGGCUAAUAAGUGAAAACAUAGAAGCUAUGUUACCAAUUGUAUAUACGCCUACAGUAGGUUUGGCAUGCCAGAAAUUCGGUCUGAUUUACAGAAGGCCCAGAGGAUUAUUUGUCACAAUUCACGACAAAGGGCACGUUUAUGAUGUGCUUAAAAACUGGCCAGAACCAGACGUUCGUGCCAUCGUCGUUACGGAUGGUGAGCGUAUCUUGGGUUUAGGUGAUUUAGGAGCUUGCGGUAUGGGCAUUCCAGUAGGAAAACUAUCACUGUAUACUGCUCUCGCUGGCAUAAAACCACACCAGUGUUUGCCAAUUUUGGUGGAUGUUGGAACGAAUAAUGAAGCCCUUCUAGAAGAUCCUCUGUACAUUGGAUUGAGACAAAAGCGCGUAACUGGUGUAGAAUAUGAUAACUUUAUCGACGAAUUCAUGUAUGCUGUAGUGAAGCGAUAUGGCCAAAAUACAUUAAUUCAGUUCGAAGAUUUCGGUAACCACAAUGCAUUCCGUUUCCUUGACAAAUACCGCGAUAGGUUCUGCACAUUUAAUGAUGAUAUCCAGGGAACAGCCAGUGUUGCCGUUGCCGGUUUGUUGGCGUCGCGAAGAAUCACCGGAAAGAGAAUAUCAGAUAACAAAUUUUUGUUUUUGGGUGCUGGAGAGGCCGCCAUCGGUAUCGCCGAUUUGUGCGUAAAAGCAAUGCAAACUGAAGGCACAACGGUUCAAGAAGCUCGGGACAAAAUCUGGAUGGUAGACAUUGAUGGUUUGCUUGCAAAGGGAAGACCAGAAGGACGUUUGGAAGGACACAAAGCCUUCUACGCCAAAGAACAUGAAGUCAUGAAGAACUUACCAGAAAUCGUAAAGGAAGUCAAGCCAUCAGUAUUAAUAGGAGCAUCGGCUGCUGGUGGUGCGUUUACACCGGAAAUCCUACGAGAUAUGGCAACAUUCAACGAACGUCCAAUAGUAUUUGCAUUGUCAAAUCCUACAAGUAAAGCUGAAUGUACUGCCGAACAAGCCUACACCCACACAGAUGGUCGCGUCAUCUUCGCCUCAGGUUCUCCGUUCCCGCCUCACAAGAUGAACGAUCGCACUUACUAUCCGGGCCAGGGCAACAACGCCUACAUCUUCCCUGGUGUUGCACUGGGAGUCAUCGCUACUGGCACACAUCACAUCCCUGAAGAUAUGUUUUUGCUGGCCGCACAGACAGUAGCAGAUCAUGUUGAUGAUGAUUUAAUUGAAAGGGGAACAAUUUAUCCACCACUUCGAGCUAUUAAAGAGUGUUCUAUUCAAAUUGCAACUAAGAUCACACAGUACGCUUAUUCCAAAGGUUUGGCAUCGACUUACCCAGAGCCUCAUGACAAGAGGAAAUGGAUUGAAGAACAAAUGUUCAAUUAUAACUAUGAUAGUGCUAUGCCUGUUACCUAUCCUUGGCCAAGAAUGCCUGAAAUGAAAACUCGCCCAUUAGAACCCACGAUUUUGCAUGCGAAAAAGUAAACUUUCUACAACUUCCUACAAAAUAGUGUUCAAAUGGAAAUUUGUUAGAAACAAAUCGUUUAUAAGUAGUUUACCACAAUGAUUGUGGAAAAAGAAAAUUUAUUUAGUCAUUAUAAGUUCAAUUUGAUUGAAUAGUUGAUUUUGUGUGAUAAAACAUAGUUUACAAACAGUAUUUUGAGGAACUAUCCUAGACUUC
This is a messenger RNA of Ctenocephalides felis (cat flea), 2164 nucleotides long. Its product is annotated as NADP-dependent malic enzyme-like. Lineage: Eukaryota; Metazoa; Arthropoda; Insecta; Siphonaptera; Pulicidae. The coding region runs from base 106 to 1968 and encodes 620 amino acids. The record is from RefSeq and is a predicted model, not a curated record. Gene Ontology annotation, biological process: pyruvate metabolic process; malate metabolic process. The transcript is spliced from 10 exons. Gene Ontology annotation, molecular function: malate dehydrogenase (decarboxylating) (NAD+) activity; NAD binding; malate dehydrogenase (decarboxylating) (NADP+) activity. Gene Ontology annotation, cellular component: mitochondrion.